CAUCGAUGUGAGUGCGCUGCCACGGCUGGUUCCAAUGUUUCUUACAUCGUAUUCGAUUACGUAAUUCACAGUCUCUUUGCAAUACGUUGGGGAUCUUGAUCCAUAUUUUCUUUAGUAACAGCGCGCGAAAUUUAGUUGUUUGUUAUUAUAAUUAGGAUGGGAAGCUGCAAUCUCGCAAUAGUGUUUAUUUAUAGCAGCUAUGAUAAGACGCUUAAAUCGUGUGCGAAAAAUCUUAUCUUCUUUAUGCUUUAUUUUUAUUUUUAGACGCAUUAUUCUAAUAUUACAUUCUUUGUAUUUAUGCUUCGGUCAAUGUCCUUGAAAUAAGGGAACGACCCCUAAGUAUGAUGAGCCCCCGAACCGCGUAUUACGAAUUUAGUGCUAAAGCGGUAUACCUACAAAUUAGCGUAUAAAAGCAAACAACAUUUACAUUAAAAUUCAUUAGUUACGAGAAUAGCAGACAUUAUGGAUGAUUUAUGGAAUGAUGAUCCAAAUAUUAACCUUACUUGGGUCGAUAAUCCCUCCCCGAAGAUAGUCGAGGCACAUACAGGAGCAGAAGAUUUAAUAUCAACAUGGUCCAUGUUUCUCGAUUGCUCAACUUUGCUAGAAGUGGGAAAUUCAUUGAGGAAUAGUUUCGAGCCAGUGGUGCAGAUAUUUUGCCCUCCACUCCGAGAAAGUUGUUUGCAUUUUAAUAUUUCCGAAUGGAGCGAUAUUUCCGCUAUUAAAACCGAGCACAACAUUCGACUCAUGCUUAAAAGUACCGACCAGUUGGAACAUGAAGUGUUCGUAGGGUACGGUAUAAAAAUUACGUUGGCUGACUGUGAAAAUGGUAGUAGGGGUAUAAGAAUAAGUCAAGGAUUCAAUUCCAUAGUGCUAACCGAAGAAGCCGUAAAUCGUUUCCUCUCCGCUGUACAUUUUGUACAUCAAAAAUUGGAUUUUCUAAGCGAUUAUUCGACGUACUGGUACUAUCAGGACUUUGCGGAUGAAGUAGCGGAUGAUCUUUGCAAGGACGGUCUGUUCGAUGAACAAAACAUUUUGUCAAGAGGAAAAUUUUUCUGUCAAAAUCUUAAGUUACUAAAAAAGUUGGUUGCACACUCAUAUGUAACCGAGAAAAUGCUGAAGGAGAAACAAUAA
This is a messenger RNA of Photinus pyralis (common eastern firefly), 1131 nucleotides long. RefSeq lists its product as uncharacterized. The transcript has 3 exons. The record is from RefSeq and is a predicted model, not a curated record. Bases 463 to 1131 code for a protein of 222 amino acids. Lineage: Eukaryota; Metazoa; Arthropoda; Insecta; Coleoptera; Lampyridae.